AUGGCAUCCUCCCGGACCUCAGCAUCCUGCUCACCGGACAACCUCCUCGACGAACCCACCCGCGCCCGAGCUGCCCACACCAGCGCCGACGGGAGCGGCGACGACGUCUCGGCCGUGUCCGAGCGGGUCACCUCGCGGCUGCGCGCCCGAAAAACUCUGAGAGACAUCUGCAAGAGGUACUCGAUCCCCGACGACUUCGCCCCGCUCCUCGCCGGCGACCUCUCCUCGUGCUCUCCCCCGCCGCCAGGAUCCGUCUGCGUGUACGUCGACGCGCUGGACGCCGGGUUGCGCCUCCCCCUCCACCCCUUCUUGGGCACGGUGCUCAGCCACUUCGGGCUCGCCCCGGGCCAGCUCGCGCCCAACGGGUGGCGAGCCCUGGCCGGAUUCGUCGUCCUCUCCCACUUCGCCGGCGUGGCGCCGUCGCUGGCCGUGUUCCGGCACUUCUUCUCGCUCUGCCAGUUCCCGCCGCACCGGCUCUACACCAUCCGCGGCAAGGACGCCGCCGGGCUGCUCUUCGCCCGGACGGGGGCGAACAAGUACCCGGGGUGGAAGGAGGAGUUCUUCUUCCUGUCCUCAACGGCGCCGUGGCCGUGCCCGGUAGAGUGGGGGGAGCCUUGCAGAUCCGCCACCUUCGAUCUCACGCUCACCAUCCCGGAGAAGGCCGUUGCUGAGCACCUGCUGCGUGCUCGAGGAAGCUCGCCGAUUGAUCUCACCACGUACCUCCACGACUCCAACAUGGCUGCAGCCAAGAUCAUCAUCCAAACACCAGCACCAGCCCCUCAAGGGAUGGGCAAACCUGCAGUCAAUGUCGCCACCAAGGCCGCACUGCACUCGCGCCGGCAGGCCGGGAAGGUGGCCUUGAAGAAGAAGAAGAAGCCUGACUGCAAGGUUUCGCCAUGUCUUGGGAAGAAGAGGAAGCCCGUGGAGGACCACGAGGAGAGCUCGGCGGAGGAGACCGCCUGCCCCCGGAAGCCGCCGAUGAGCAAAGAUGAUGGGAAACAGCGAGGCCGCGACGGGCACUGGAUCGCGGCGAGGCGGAUGCUGCAGGGCGUCGUGACGCCGCUGAGGCAGCGCGAGCUCGCCGCGUGCAGGCCGGCCGACGUCGUCACCUCGAGCUACGUGUCAUUGCUCCAGACGGCGAACGAGGUGGCGUUCUCGCUGGGCUACGCUCUGGAGCUGGAGGACAAGCUGAGGGCGCGCGAGCACGAGGCCGACGCGCUGCGGUUGGAGCUGCGCAGGGCGAAGGCCGAGCUCGCCCAGAGCAAGGUGCCAGCGCUGCGAGCGGAGCUGCACACGGCGAAGGUCGAGCUCGCCCAGACCAAGGCGGAUGCGCUGGUGGCGCGUGAGGAGGCGGACGCACUGCGCGCGCAGCUGGGCAGGGCGAAGGCCGAGCUCGCCAACGCGAACGCGCUGCGGGCGGAGCUGCGCGGGGCGAAGGCCGAGCUCGCCCAGACGAACGCGGACGCGGAGAGGGCCAAGACGGCGGCGUCGCGCGCGCUGGUGGGGCGCGACCUGAUGGGGUACGAGCGCGGCUUGGCGGACAUGAAGCGCGCCGUGCUACACCGCUACCCGCUGCUUGAUCCGGCGAGCCUGGUCGUGCGGCUCCACGGCCCCCGUUAG
Molecule: messenger RNA, 1620 nt
Organism: Lolium rigidum
Lineage: Eukaryota; Viridiplantae; Streptophyta; Magnoliopsida; Poales; Poaceae
Exons: 3
Coding region: 1-1620 (539 amino acids)
Source: RefSeq, a predicted model, not a curated record